Gasterosteus aculeatus aculeatus (three-spined stickleback) is the source of this 3617-nucleotide messenger RNA. The record is from RefSeq and is a predicted model, not a curated record. Lineage: Eukaryota; Metazoa; Chordata; Actinopteri; Perciformes; Gasterosteidae.
GAGCCCGUGAACGUGACUGCGGUGAUACAAACGUCGGGUGAUUCCGCUAAAUUUUAAAAGGACGCGGAGAACCUCAAGGCAACGGGACAGUAACGGUUACUCUCGGUGACGCGCUUCUACCGUACCGGAGCGGGUGAACCGACACACACACACACACACACACACACACACACACACACACACACACCGGCGGAGUAGUUCACCGUGGUGAAUGGUGGGAGGAGUGUGUGUGUGUGUGAGUGUGUCUGUGCGAGGAGGCACGCUUGAGCCACAAAGAGGAGCCGGAGAACACAGCGGACGAGUGACCGCGGAGAUGAAGCGGGACUUAUUUUAGCGCGCGACCGAGGCACUCGAGCGCAUCCGGCUGUUUUUUUUUUUUUUUACAAUUUAUGUUUGUAUUUUUUUCUCUUUUGUUUUUCGCUUCGAAACUUCGGCUGUGUCAGCAUUUAUCGAACACCCACCCACCCUUUCCGUCUGUCUGUCGGUCUGUCUCUCACACGCACGCGUUACUUUUGACACCGCCGUCGUCCCCCGCGUGGCUCCCGGGAGGAGGACACGCAUCACCGGGGAGGAAGAAACUUCUUGACCGCUGGCUGAAAUCAAAGGACCGGGAGGAGAAGGUCUCGCAGCCCGCGGGCAGGAGUGGUCGUGGUCAGUGGGAUGUUCGAGCUGCAGAUGCAGGACUGACUGAAGGAGCAUGGUGAAACACCAACCCCUCCAGGUCUAUGAGCGCCAGCUGUGUUUGUCCUGCAUCACUGGGAUCUACGGUUGCCGCUGGAAACGCUACCAACGAUCCCACGAUGACACCACCAAGUGGGAGUUGCUGUGGUCCUUCAUCCUCCUCUUUACCUUCUGUCUGCUGCUGGUCUGGUUCUACUUCUGGUGGGAGGCCCAUAACGACUACAACGAGUUCAACUGGUUCCUCUACAACCGCUCCGGGGAGUGGAGCGAUGGCACCGUUCCCAUCCUGGCCACCACCGCUGCUGGCUUCACCUACGUGGCGUUUUUAAUGGUUUUAGCACUUUGUCAUGUUGCACUCGGGCAGCAGCUGAAUUUGCACUGGCUCCAUAAGAUUGGAGUGACUGCUGCUCUGCUCACCACCACUGCCGGGGUGAUAUCUGUCAAUCAAACAUGGGGGCAAGAGUGGGACGUCGUCCCAAUCUCCCUGCAGGCCACAGGUCCCUUCCUGCAUGUAGGCGCCCUCGCAGCGGUCACAGCGCUGUCUUGGAUUGUGGCUGGACAAGUCGCCCGCUCAGAAAAAACAAUGUUCCAGGUGGUGGUGGUGCUGCUCUAUCUCAGCUUGUUGCUGGGACUCUACAUGGUGCCCCUGUGCAUCACCUCGCCCUGCAUCAUGGACCCCAGCACCCUCAAGCAGCGCCCCGAUGUCAUUGGCCACCGGGGAGCCCCCAUGAUUGCUCCAGAGAACACAAUGUGGUCCUUUCAGAGAGCGCUGCAGAUGAACGUCACUGGGUUUGAGGCUGACGUUUCUAUCAGCGUGGACGGAGUGCCUUUCCUGAUGCACGACCACAACCUGCGGAGGACCACCGACGUAGACAAGGUUUUCCCGGACAGGCGAAUGGAGGACGCCUCGUCCUUUAACUGGACCGAUCUGCAGCAACUCAACGCAGGGCGGUGGUUCCUCAAGGAGGACCCUUUCUGGAUGGUGCGCACGCUUUCCCCGCGUGAGAAGGACCUGAUCGCCAACCAGAGUGUGUGCAGCCUGGAGCAGCUUCUGAAGCUGGCUUCCUAUCACAACAGCACAGUGGUUUUCCGGCUGAGGAGACCUCCUCCGGAGCACCCCUGCUACCACAGCUGGAUCAAUGAUACUCUGCACGCUGUGCAGCAGUCCGGGGUUCCUCAGGGUCUGGUGAUGUGGACUCCAGAUGAUCACAGAGCUCAGGUGAGACAGUGGGCUCCGGGUCUGAUCCAGACCUCCGCGGAGAAACGCAGCCCCCAGAGCCUCCAGCAGCACGGCAUCAGCAGGCUGCUGCUCAGGUACAACCAGGCCAGCACACAGGAAAUCAGAAACUUCUCCCAGAGCAACAUCACCCUCACCCUGUACACCAUCAACGAGCCCUGGCUGUACUCGGUGCUGUGGUGCAGCGGGGUGUCGUCCGUCUCUUCGGAGGCCUCACAUAUCCUCAACAAGGUGCCUAACCCCAUCUGGCUCAUGAGACCAGAUGAAUACUGCCUGAUGUGGGUGUCCAUGGACCUCAUCUCCUUUGCUGUCGUCAUAGGAAUAUUCAUUUUCCAAAACUAUCACAUGAUCAGGUACCGGGUGGGCGGGAUGGGAAGGUACAACCCCGAGCAGAACAUGGUGAGCGCCGCCGUGACGAGGUCCAGCAGGGACCUGAACGUCAUGAAGGAGAAACUCAUCUUCUCUGAGGUGGGCAACGGAGUUGGCGGCGCUGACGAGCUGUACGGGGACAAUGGCUACGACUACUACGCCAACCACGGCAUCGGCCCGUGAUCGGGCCCCCGGCCCGCUGGAGUGAGACUCUCGGGUCUCUGCAUCCUUUUGCGUUCCAAGUCAUCGUGAAGCCUGAAACUCCUCCUCCUCCUCCUGACGGAGGGACGGACCGCUCCACCCCGAUGGAGAGCAAACCACCACAUGGCCGCUUUGUGUACAUUCUGUAAAUAGUUGUGUGUCUCGCCUGACGGGCGCAGCGCAAACCACACGGGACCACGCGCACUUUUCAAUUGAUGGAAUUCUCCAACCUGUGGCCUCCUCUCCUGCUUCUGUGUGCGAGAGGCCCCUCAUGAGUUACGCCAGCUUAUUUUUAAAGAUGCGUUUCCACAGUCUUUGUUGGUUUAAGCUAAUUUUCCAAAGCGGUUUUUGUUUUUAACUACUGUACAGUUCCUUCUCCUAAGGCUUGAUUGCAGCAUGGGACUAAAAGCUAACAGCUCAUCACGCUCCUGCCUUCCUUUAGCGCUCCACAAAAGUACUAACAUUAAUAUUUAUAUUUAAAGAGAAAAUAAAUAAGAGCAAGCUGUUUACAGAGGUCCUGCCUUUUCCUCCAAGUGAAAUAUUCACAUGGUAAAUGUAAGAUACUCAUUUUGAUAUAGGCUGAAUGCCCCCCCCCCACCUUUGACCAGUGCAUGUAACUGUAAUGGACUAAUGUGAGCUGUGCUCCCAGUACAACUGGAGAUGGUAAAGAGUUCUUUUGUGGUUAAUGUGAAUGUGUUUCAGAUUUGUUCUAUAAGAUGUGAACAGUGUAUUGCGUGUAUUCCAGAUGGGUAUAUACCUUUUUUUUUACCCUGUGUGCAGUGCAGAGUGUAUUAUUGUACAUAAAAGGUGAACCAGUGUGAGAGCGUGUGAGACGCUCCAGCCAACUAAGCAGUACAUUUCAAUGUGACGGUGAAGAUUAAUAAUAACAGCAAUAUGACGGGAGCCCUUUCACUUCCUGCUCAGCCUCUGGAGUGCAGUGGAGUCUGUGGUAUUUCAGUGUUGGUUGCUGGUGUUAAAUUGACUGCUGUAAGAUGAAUGAAGUGGGUGCUACAUGUGAAAAUUAAGCUGUAAUCUAAUGGAAGGAUGCUACAGGGUCAGCAAGUGUAUCGCUUUGUUUUUAUUUGGGGAUUGUGCCUCAGAAAUAAAUAAAUUCUUCUAUUAAAUAGUG